Phytophthora nicotianae INRA-310 is the source of this 3248-nucleotide messenger RNA. RefSeq lists its product as hypothetical. Gene Ontology annotation, biological process: chloride transmembrane transport. The record is from RefSeq and is a predicted model, not a curated record. The transcript has a single exon. The coding region runs from base 1 to 2727 and encodes 908 amino acids. Lineage: Eukaryota; Oomycota; Peronosporomycetes; Peronosporales; Peronosporaceae. Gene Ontology annotation, molecular function: chloride channel activity.
AUGCCGUCGUCCUCUGACGCGUAUGACGCGUUUUCCUCGCCUGCCGCGCAUACGGCCGUGGACAUGGAGUUCAGCUCCAUGCAAAGCGCGCAGUCGUCCGUCCCGCGCUCCACCAGCAGCGACAAGACGCUGUACGACCACGACUUGGUCAUGGUCUUCCCGCGACGUGAAGGCGGCGAGCUCAAGAAGCCCGACGACUUCACUCUAGACAGCUUCGUGCACCUCAUGAUGGGCAAGGACCCGGACCGCAGCCACCGCUCCAACAAAAUCGUAGUGGACCCGUUCCAGCGUGUGUUGCGCACGCCGCGCUGCUACCUGGACGAGCGCGGCUGCGACGUCGUCAUGGACUCGAGUAAUGAUCAUAGCGAGGAGAGCGAGCAGCGCCGCUUAGAGACGCAGGAGCAGCUGCUUAAGAAGGAAUACGAGCAAUUCAUCGGUAACACUGAGGCCACAACCGAGACGCGGUUCUGCGAGCUCGUGGCCACCGCCAUCGCGCGUCGUGUGCAGCUCGCAUGUGGCCUUACUACGCGCAUGUUCUUAAGCUGUGACGCUGACGAGAUCAUUAUGACUAUCAAGGCAGACAAUGAUGACCUCAGAAUCGAGGCAGACCGUACCAACUACAGACUGCAGGUCAGCAACAAACCGUUCGACAAGACAUUACACGUGAAGAAGCUCAAGACUCUGCAGCGUGAGAUGGGAGAUAAAGAAUGGCAGAACUCCAUUGACCAUUUAAGACAUACUCGCGGCUGUGCUAAUGAAGAUGCCGAAUAUCCAGAGAUGGAUCCGUUGUUAGUUUCACGCGGAGAAGAGUUCCAUCCGGAACUACGCAAGGCUGUAGAUAUUUGGGGGCAUACCGAAGAAGCUGAUGGUUUAUUUGUCGAAGACGACACCUGUCGUCGUGUCCAGGGAAACCAUUGGGAUCGCUUUGUGACGUCGAUUUUUGCUCUACCUUACGAUCCGUUGACGUACUUUGCUCCGUUCGCAGAGUAUCGCCAUGAGGAGAAGUACCAGCCCUUCUACCGACGUUACCCGAUCAAGUGGGGACAGAAGAAGGAGGAGACGUUGUUCUCGCAAAAAGAUCGUAUUCGUCUCGCAGAAGGAAUCGUAGAGCGUCAUAUUAACGCAGACGCUCUGGAAGCUGCUGGGUAUCUGGAGGGUCAAAUGUUCGCUCUCCACGACGCGAAGGCGCUGCACGACCUGCGGCACUCGUGGGCUCUGCACUGGACCAUGUUGUACCAACCUUUGCACAAGAUCCGCUACUACUUCGGAGAGAAGAUCGCGCUGUAUUUCGCCUGGCUCGAGUUCUACACCAAGAUGCUGGUCUUCCCGGCAGUCGCGGGUAUCAUCACAUUUGUGUAUAUCGAAGCGCGUCAGGCUGUCACGGGUACCAACCAGCAAGGCUACAUUCUCAUCGCCUUCGCUGUGUUCGUGGUGUUAUGGUCGUCACUGUUUUCCGAGCUGUGGAAGCGUAAGAAUGGUCUAUUGGACUCGCUCUGGGGUCUCAGUGGUUUGCAGGAAUCAUUCCGGUAUCGCCCUCAAUUUCGCGGAACUAAAAGUUACCACCCGGUCACUGACGCCGAGGAGGUGACAUUCGAGAGCAAGAUGAAGCGCCGACGUGCCUUCAUCGUGUCCAUCCUGGUCGUGACGUUUAUGGUCGGUAUUGUGAUUGUCGCUCUCUUUGGUCUGUUCGUCUUGAAGCACUGGAUCAACGACAGUGACAACCUGGAGAAGAACAACAUUAACACCAAGUAUCAGACGCCCUUGACGUUCGGUGUCACUGUGGUUAACGCCAUCCAGAUUCUCGUGCUCAAUACGGUCUACCGCACCGUGGCGCGUAAGCUGAAUGACCUCGAAAACCACCGCACAGACGCUGAGUACGAAAACUACUUGGUCAUCAAGGUCUUCCUGUUCCAGUUCUGCAACUCGUUCGCUUCGUUUUUCUACAUUGCGUUCGUCAAGCGUAUUGCUGAAGGUUCUUGUCUGUAUGAAGACGACUGCAUGCAGGAACUGCGCGACCAGCUGCUGACUCUGUUCAUUAUCCGCAUUGUGGUGGGCAACACGACGGAAGUGGUGGUGCCGUACUUGAAAUACCGCUACCAGCUCUUCGCUGAGCGCAAAGCAGCGUACACCGAAGAAAAGACUGGCCACAACUACAUCGAAGAGCAGGCGAAGCUGGUGCCUUACGAGAGCAACGAGGCGUUCGAGGACUAUAACGAGAUGGUCAUCCAGUACGGCUUUAUCAACUUGUUCGUGGUGGCGUUCCCGCUGACGCCUCUGCUUGCAUUAGCCAACAACGUACUAGAAGUUCAUGUCGACGCCGUGAAGCUCUGUUUUGUGCAUCGUCGACCGUUCCCCCACCCGGCGAAGGACAUUGGCGUCUGGUUUUACAUUCUCCGAUUCAUGACGUACAUCGCGCUCGGUACAAACUCGGCUCUUAUUCUCUGGACGUCCGACUUGUUUGAAGACCAGACGGGAACUGUCCGAGCCUUCAGCUUCGUAGUGGCGUGUCAGGUGUGCUUGGUUUUGGCUGUCCUUGUCGAGCGUGUGGUGCCCGAUACACCCCACGAGAUUAGACUGCUGCAGGAGCGCUACGAACACAUUGUGAACGUGGUGUUCAAGGGACUGUUCGAGGGCGACAACUCGAAACUUAACGAGGUUGCAGAGCGUCUGGACCUUCAGAUUUAUCCCAACCAUGAAUGGGAAGAAUCGAAGCAGCACUAUGCGUAGUCCUCUUCCAGACUGCCGAUCAUAUACCGAUCAAGAAGACGACAUUUUGGUGGAUAAUGAACAUUCUUGUAGACGAAUCGCGUGAUCUUGACUGUCAUAUUCAGUUCGAACACUUUUCAAUAUUCAUCGUACGUCUGUAGUACGGCAGAGUCGCAUGAUUGAUGCCGCAGUCUUGGAUAUCUGCUCUCCUAUCGAUGGACGAUUCGGGUGAUUUUCAGCUUCGCUUACAGCUCCAUCCAACCGAGAAGUCUGCUUUUGAGUAGCCAAAGCCUCCACAGUGCUGAGAACGUUUCUGUGCUCAGCAAACCAGUUACUCACUUGGUACCUUUUGGUUUCACAGCGAAGGCAAGUUUUCAGUGUAUGUAGCACGCGUAGCAGAAUGAUUCCAUUCAUGUUGCCUUCCAGGCAUCUCGAAAGCGAACUGUACAAAACAUCAACGUGUCAGAAACUGAAAAGUUGAAACUAGUUUGGAGUUGUUGGAACUUACCUCAGAUCGGAAUCGUUAAAACCCGAGGGAACGU